AUGUCUGCCUCUGUGCUACUCGCAUUCGGGCACACUCAGCCCGCCCACGCCGUGUCGGGGGGAGGAGGCAUGGGUUCCUCCUUGGCAUACAAGGACAUGUCUGGCCAGGACCUUCGCAAGGCCAAGUACAACAAGGCCGACCUGAGGGGGGCCGACUUCUCCGGGUCCAACCUUGCGGGGGUGCCCAUGUUUGGCGCCAUCUGCGUCGAUGCCAAAUUUGUGGGCACCGACCUCAGCGCCGCCGAUCUGGAAAGCGCUGACCUGGAGGGGGCAGACCUUACCAAUGCCGUGCUGCAGGGCACCCUGUUGACAAAUGCUCAGUGGAAGCGGGUUGCCAGCAUCGAGGGCGCCGACUUCACGGAUGCCCUCAUUAGGAAGGACGUCGAGGCCUCGCUGUGCAGGCUGGCCAAGGGCACCAACCCCACCACAGGCACUGACACGCGUGAGAGCCUGCACUGUCGAUAG
Auxenochlorella protothecoides is the source of this 465-nucleotide messenger RNA. RefSeq names its product Thylakoid lumenal protein, chloroplastic. NCBI's taxonomy places the organism in Eukaryota, Viridiplantae, Chlorophyta, Trebouxiophyceae, Chlorellales, Chlorellaceae. Bases 1 to 465 code for a protein of 154 amino acids. The transcript is spliced from 3 exons. The record is from RefSeq and is a predicted model, not a curated record.